AUGUCAAGAUCGGGUCAUAAUUGUGAGUUUUUUGAAGGGUUUUGGGGGAAAAUCGGAUGUUUUUGGGGGGAAAAAUCAAAAGAAAAUUGGAAAAAAUAAACAAAAUUAUUUUUAGCCUCCGAUUAUGCACAAGAAUUGAAUCGAAAACGCGCGAAUUUACGAGCCGAUGAUGACGACAACGAUGAGAAUAACAAAAAUGGCAAUAAAGUUGCAUUUGGCGCCGCCGGCAAUUUCGACACAGAUGUUUAUGGAAGUGCUCGCGGGAAUCGUAGUGAAAUGUAUCUAGAUUCAAUCGGAAUGGCGGAGGAAGAUGAUGUUGAUGAGGAUAGUGCACCAAGUGGCCCGAAAAAAGCCAUAAAUUAUGCGCAACCUCAUAAAUUUAUCGAAGAAGUUGCGAAAGCUUCGGAAGAUGUUGAUCCAUUUGCGGAUACACGAUCGAAAACAAUUGCGGAGCGGCAAUCUAAGUAUCACGAAAGAGCGCAAAGGCGACAAAUCUCCCCGGAUCGUGUUGAUGCUUUCGUAGAUCAAACACCUGAUCAUAGAAGUCGUGGAUAUGCGGAAGUUAUGAAAGAUCAAAUGUUUCAGGAGGAGAAGGGGCGGGUUGAAAGAGAGCUUGCGGAUCGCGCGAAAUCUGGCGACUUGCACAUUUCGCAUCUUCCACGCGAGCCGGAAAAGAAGAAGGGACGUUGGGAUGAGACGCCGCAGAAUGCGGAAAACUUGGGCGCAGGUUCGGCGACUCCGCAGGGUAGUGCGCCACGGAAACGACUGGGAUUUUCGAGUAUUAGUGCGGAUGCGGCGACGCCGCAUGUUGCGCGGUGGGAUGAGACACCGGCGCAUUCGAUGGGGGCGGCGGAUGCGACACCGUCGGUUGAUAAGUGAGUUGGGGGCAAGGAGUGGGGGCUUGAGAGGGUAGGUGUCAAGGAGGCACGCCUAGAGAGGGUAGUUCUCAAGCAGCCGCGCCUAGAGAGUAACUAUGGCUAGAGACGGUGCCUUGGGAGCUUCUAUUGCAAGUAGCCGAGCUUUGUCUACAUUUUUGGUUAAAACUAGCCUCAAAAAUCGAUAAUUUUGAUGUUUUUUGUCCAGAAAUUGAAAAAUCCUAAGAAUGCAUGAAUUUUUCCCAAUUUUUUCAAAAAUCGAAAAAAUACGUUUCAAAAUUUUUAUAUUAUAUUUUGUAAACCAAUAGUGUUUCAAUACUCUUUCCAAUAUGUUUCCAAACCAAAAUUUGAAAUUUCACAUUGAAAUUGGAAAAUCCUCAAAAUUUGGAUGAAAAUGCAGAAAUUAUCCUUUUUUUCAAAUCAAAAUCCAAGUAGUCGAGCCUAGAGAGUCUAGUUGUCAAGGAGCAGCGCCUAGAGAGCGUCUAUGACAAGUAGCCAACCCUAUAAACCCCAGUUCUCAAGGAGCCGAGCCUAGAAAACAAAUUUUUUCCAGAUGGUCCUCCACACCAGCCGCCCAAACCCCCCGACGAAAUCGUUGGGACGAAACACCCAAAGAAAAUCUUGGCGACGGUUCAAUGACACCAGGAUGGGGAAUGGAAACACCAGCAAGAGGUGGACCGAAUGAUGAUAUCAAAAUCGAGGACACACCAUCGGCGUCGAAGAGAAGAUCAAGAUGGGAUUUGACACCGUCGGCAACACCUGCGGCAGGUUCAGCUACGCCUUUGCAAGCUGGUGGAGCUACACCGUCUUUUACACCUUCGCAUCCUUCACAGACACCGGUUGGUUUUUAGAAUUUGCGAUUUUUGCAUUUAUGGGUCAUCUGAAAAUUUGAAUUUUUAAAAAACCCGCCAAAUUCUCAAUGGAGCGCAUUUUCUAAUUUUUGAGCUAAAAUUUGAAUUUUAGAGUUUUCGGCUCAAUUUUAAGCAUUUAGAGUUUAUUUUUGCUCAUCUAAAAAUUUGAAUUUUUUCAAGUUCCAAGGAUUAAAUUUGGCGGGAAACUUUAAUUUUAAUAAUUUUUCGGCUCCUCUAAAAAUUUGAAUUUUCGAAAAUUCCGCAAAAUUCUCAGUAGAGCGCAUUUGCAAUUUUUAGAGCCAAAAAUUUGAAUUUUUCAUGUUCCAGGAGUCAAAUUUGACGGGAAAUUUUGACGGGAAAAUGAAAAUUGAAUUUUCAGAGUUUUCGGCUCAUCUAAAAAUUUGAAUUUCCUAAAAAUCCCACCCAAUUCUCAAUAGAGCGCAUUUGCAAAUUUUCAAGCAAAAAUUUGAAAUUUUCAUGUUCCCGGAGUAAAAAUUGGCCGGAAAUUUGAAUUUUAUAGUUAAUGGUACCUUUAUUGAGAAAAUUCACCCCAAAAACUAUGAAAAUUCAAAUUUCCCGCCAAAUUUAACCCCGGGAACAUGAAAAAUUCGAAUUUGAGCUCUAAAAUUUGCAAAUGCGCUCUAUUGAGAAUUUUGCUGGAUUUUUGGGAAAUUCAAAUUUUUAGCCAUGAAAAAUGGGUCAUUUCACCCCAAAACUCUAAAAAUUCAAAUUUCCCGCUAAAUUUGACCCCUGGAACAUGCAAAAAUUCGAAUUUUAACUUUAAAAUUUGCAAAUGCGCCCCAUUGAGAAUAAGGUGGAUUUUUAAAAAUUCAAAUUUUUAGCUAUUGUCAUUUCACCCCAAGAACUAUGAAAAUUCAAACUUCCCGCCAAAUUUGACCCCCGGAACAUGCUGAAUUGUUUGUUGUUACAUGCAAAAGUUCGACUUUUUUGCAAAUGCGCUCUAUUGAGAACAUGGCGGGGUUUUUUGGAAAUUCAAAUUUUUAGAAAAAAUUAAUAUUUUUCCUUCCAGAUCGGAGCAAUGACACCUGGCGGAGCAACUCCCAUCGGAACAGCCGCAAUGGGUAUGAAAACCCCAGCCGCUCAUCAAAUUCCAAUGACACCCGAACAAAUGCAAAUCUAUCGAUGGGAAAAAGAAAUCGAUGAUCGAAAUCGGCCAUUGAGUGAUGAAGAAUUGGAUGCUUUGUUCCCACCGGGUUAUAAGGUCUUGGUCCCACCAAUGAAUUAUAUUCCAAUGCGAACACCGUCCAGGAAACUAUUGGCCACACCAACACCAAUGGGUGGAUCUGGAGCUGGAGCUGGAUUCUUUAUGCCUGGAACACCUGAGAGGGAUGGGAUUGGUGAGAAGGGAGUUGGUGGAAUAUUGGAUACGCAGCCGAAAAAUGCGGAAUUGCCACCAUUGAAACCGGAUGAUAUGCAAUAUUUUGAUAAAUUGUUGAUGGAUGUUGAUGAAAGUGGGUUUUUUGGGGGAAAUUUGAAAAAUUGAGGUGAUUCUGAUAAAAAUCAUGUCAAAAAAGUGGGAAAAAACCCAAUUUUCGUAAAUUUUGAGCUUAUUUACCGGUUUUUGCUCAAAAAUAGGUCUUUGAUAAUUUUUUCUCAUCUGAAAAUUUGAAUUUUUGAAAAUCCCGCCAUGUUCUCAAUAUAGCGUUUUUGCUAAUUUUAGAACUAAAAUUUGAAUUUUUCAUGUUCCCGGGGUCAAAUUUGGCGGGAAAUUUGAAUUUUUAUAGUUUUUAGCUCCUCUAAAAAUUUGAAUUUUCAAAAAUCCCGUCAUGUUUUCAAUGGAGCGCAUUUACAAAUUUUCCAGCUAAAAUUUGAAUUUUCAUGUUCCCGGGGUCAAAUUUGGCGGGAAAUUUGAAUUUUGAUAGUUUCUGGCUCUGAAUUUUUCAAUAAAGUUACUCAAACUCCAAAUUUUGCAGGCACAUUAACCAAAGAGGAGAAAAAUGAGCGUGAAAUCAUGGAGCACUUGUUGAAAAUCAAAAACGGAACUCCGCCAAUGCGCAAAAGCGGCCUGCGUAAAAUCACCGAAAACGCUCGAAAAUACGGAGCCGGACCACUUUUCAAUCAAAUUUUGCCACUUUUAAUGUCACCGUCGCUGGAAGAUCAAGAAAGGCAUCUGAUGGUUAAGGUGAGGAGGAAACGGCUGAAAAUGAGGGUUUUCAGAGGUUUCAGCACGAAAUUUGAGCCUUGAAACAUGUAGUUUUCUACAGUAACCCGGUUGAUCCAAUUUUUUUUUGGAAUUUUUGGCACCAUUCUUACAGUAGCUUAUGAAGGGUUUCUAGACUCAAAUUUUGUGCUGAAAAUCAAAAUAUUGCUGAAAAUAAACAUUUUCACAGGUUUCAGCGCCAAAUUUGGGUCUAGAAACAUAUAGUUUUCUACAGUAACCCUUUGGCACAAUUUCAUACAGUAUCUUUCUAGACUCAAAUUUUGUGCUGAAAAUCAUGAAAUGGCUCAAAAUGAGUAAUUUCACAGGUUUCAGCACAAAAUUUGGGCCUAGAAUUUUUUUUUUGAAUUUUACUUAAAAACGUUACCUAUUUUUUUCACUGUUUCAAUUUUUCGUGAAAAAAAAAUUUUUUUUGCUCAUUUUUCAAUUUGACAAUCCACCAGAAUGAGCAUUGUCUAGAAACACGAUAAUUUUGUGCUGAAAUUAUUGAAAAUUGCUGAAAAUUAAUAUUUCCUUGAUUUUCGACACAAAAUUUUGAUCUAGAAAAGUUCUGAAAUUUCAUAAUUUCAGCCAGAAUGUUAGGCCUCAAAAUAUUGAAUUUGGGAUAUUUUCAAAGCAAAAAAACAAUUUCUAGACUCAAAUUUUGUGCUGAAAAUGCUGAAAUUGCUGAAAAUGAGCAUUUUUACAGGUAAUCGAUCGAAUUUUGUACAAAUUGGAUGAUUUGGUUCGCCCCUAUGUGCACAAAAUCCUCGUCGUAAUUGAGCCACUUUUAAUCGAUGAAGAUUAUUAUGCUCGAGUUGAAGGAAGAGAAAUUAUCUCGAAUUUGGCAAAAGCCGCAGGCUUGGCAACUAUGAUUUCAACAAUGAGACCAGAUAUUGAUAAUGUUGAUGAAUAUGUGAGAAAUACAACAGCUCGUGCAUUUGCUGUUGUUGCGUCGGCUCUUGGAAUUCCCGCUUUGCUACCAUUUCUGAAAGCGGUUUGUAAAUCGAAGAAAAGUUGGCAAGCUAGACAUACUGGUAUUAAAAUUGUGCAACAAAUGGCGAUUUUGAUGGGAUGCGCCGUUUUGCCGCAUUUGAAAGCGUUGGUUGAGAUUGUUGAGAAUGGAUUGGAUGAUGAACAGCAGAAGGUUGGUUUUUUUUGGGAAUUAUGCUCAAAUUUAUUCAAAAUUCAAGAUUUCCCGCCAAAUUUGACCCCGGAAACAUGAAAAAUUCGAAUUUUAGCACGAAAAUUUGCAAAUGCGCUCUAUUGAGAAUUUUGUGGGAUUUUUGGGAAAUUCAAAUUUUUAGAAUAGCCCAAAACUAUAAAAAAUUCAAAUUUCCCGCCAAAUUUGACCCCGGGAACAUGAAAAAUUCGAAUUUUAGCUCGAAAAUUGACAAAUGCGCUCCAUUGAGAAUUUGGCGGGAUUUUGGGAAAUUCAAAUUUCAAGCAAAACUGUAAAUUGAUCAAAAAUUGGAAAAUCCUGAAAUUAACAAAGAAAAUUGAUAUACCAAAUCAUUUUUCAGCUUGUACAUAGUAAAAUCUUCAAUUUUUCCAGGUCCGAACCAUCACAGCUCUUUGCUUGGCUGCUCUUGCUGAAGCUUCAUCUCCUUAUGGAAUUGAAGCAUUCGAUUCAGUUCUCAAACCGCUUUGGAAAGGUAUUCGAAUGCAUCGAGGAAAAGGUUUGGCUGCAUUCUUGAAAGCAAUCGGAUAUUUGAUUCCUUUGAUGGAUGCCGAAUAUGCAUCAUAUUAUACAAGAGAAGUUAUGCUUAUUUUGAUUCGGGAAUUUGCGUCACCAGAUGAGGAAAUGAAGAAAAUUGUGUUGAAGGUUGGUGGGGGCAAAAAAAAUUUCUAUGAAAAAUUCACUGUUUCAAAAAUGUUCUAUUAUUUCAUAUCAAAUAUUACAUUUUUGAUAUUUUUGCUGCCUUUUCAACAUUUCAAAAAAUUGUUCGAAAAAAUAUAAAUUAAAAAAAAAUUCACUGUUUCAAAAAAUUGAUAAUUGAUAAUUUUAGUUUUCAAAUUAUUUUCUCGAUUAUUUGGACAAUUUCUUCGGUAAAAAUUGUUUUUUUCGUGAAAAUUCAGAAUCACACCUCGGCCAAAAUCGUGGUUUCCACAGUAAAAAUUUGUACGCUAACUUUUUACAGUACAAAAAUUUUGAAUUUUUCAGCUUUUGUACUCUAAAAAUUGUGAUUUUUCAAUUUUUGACCUCUAAAAAGUGAAAUUCAGAUUUUUCAAAAAAUUGUACUCUGGCCAGCCACGGCUUGGCCAAGGUGUGUUCAGAAUUUAUAGAUUUUUAACUGUUUCAAAACAAUAAUGUUAAAUAAAUUUCAAACUUAUUUUAUCGAUUAUUCGAAAUUGGCUGAGUGUAAUGUUGGAAGAAUUUCAAUUUGAAAAACUUGCACUGUGACGUGGCAAUUAGGAAAAACCUGGAUUUAGGCUAAGUCCAAACUUAGGGCAUAGGCUUAGGCUAAACCUUAGGCUCUUAGCAAAAACCUGAAGCUCAGGUUCAAAAUAUUCGAAUUCUUGUGAUUGAUUUUUUUUCAAAAAAAUUUACUGUUUUUAAAACAUUUUUUAAAAAUUUAGUUGUACUUUUUAUUCGAUAUUAGAGAUUUUUUUGUAUGAAAAUUUACUGUUUCAAAAAUUUAACAAAAACUUAAAAUUUAAAUUUCUCAGGUCGUCAAACAAUGUUGUGCCACCGACGGAGUUGAGCCAAGUUAUAUUCGAGACGAAGUUCUUCCCAGCUUCUUCAAAGCUUUCUGGAAUCAAAGAAUGGCAAUGGAUCGCCGAAAUUAUCGACAAUUAGUCGAUACAACCGUCGAAAUUGCGCAAAAAGUUGGAACUGUUGAAAUGAUUGCUCGAAUUGUUGAUGAUCUCAAAGAUGAAAAUGAGCAAUACCGGAAAAUGGUGAUGGAAACAAUUGAAAAUAUUGUUGCACUUCAAGGAGCCAAUGAAAUUGAUGCGAGAUUGGAAGAGCAAUUGAUUGAUGGACUUUUGUAUGCAUUCCAGGAGCAGACACAGGAAGAUUCGGUAAUGUUGGAUGGAUUUGGCACAAUUUGUGGGGCUCUUGGAAGAAGGGCCAAGGCCUAUAUCCCACAGAUUUGUGGAACAAUCUUGUGGAGAUUGAAUAAUAAAUCGGCAAAGGUUCGACAGCAAGCGGCAGAUUUGAUUGCUAGAAUUGCACCGGUUAUGCAUAUUUGCGAGGAGGAGAAGAUGAUGUGUCAUAUGGGUGUGAUUUUGUAUGAGUAUUUGGGAGAAGAGUAUCCGGAAGUGUUGGGUUCGAUUUUGGGAGCGUUGAAAUCGAUUUGUAAUGUGAUUGGAAUGACGAAAAUGACACCGCCGAUUAAGGAUUUGUUGCCGAGGUGGGAAACUUUUUAGAUUGAGAAAAUUGUGAUUUUUAGCCAUUUCCAGCUUUUUCAGCACUAAAUUUUGAUUUAGAUUUUUUUUUUGAUAAAAAGGGAAAUUUUGAGACCCCAAAUUUUUGGCUGAAAAUUCUUCAAAUCGCUGAAAAUCACUAAUUUCUUGAUUUCCAGCACUAAAUUGUAAUCUAGAAAAGUUUAUAAUUUUCAGCUAUAAAGUUAGACCUAACUAUUUUGAAUUUUAGAUUUUUUUAAGCAAAAAAAAACAAUUUCUAGACUGAAAUUAAGUGUUGGAAACGCUGAAAAUCAACAUUUUCUUGAUUUUCAGCACAAAAUUCUGAUAUCGAAAAGUUUUGAAAACCGAUAAUUGUCAGAAAUUUUCGCCAAAUUCUCAAUGGAGCGCGUUUGCAAAUUUUCAACCUGCAAUUCGAAUUUUUCAUGUUCCAAGGGUCAAAUUUGGCAGGAAAUUUGAAAUUUUGAUAGUUUUCGGAGUGGUUUUUAUAGUUCGUAACAAAACUCAUUAAAAAAUCCCAAAAUUUUGACCCUGAGAAUGUACGUUUCAGAAAUUUGAUAUUAAAAAAUUCAGCAUAUUUUAAUCGAUUCGGCAAGUUAUUCUUCUACCAUAUUUUUAGAUUCAGAAUUUCAGAUUCAGAAUUUAUUCACGGAAUUUUGGCUACUGAAAUAAAACUCUUUUGAUAUAAUUCAAAAAAAUGUUUGAUAACAUCUAAAAAUGUCGGUUUUCCGAAAGAUAGCUCAUAUCAAAAAGUAUAAAUUUCAAAAAUUUUGAAUUCAGGAUCUUAAAAAUGUCAUGAAAUUUCAACUCUGGAAACAUACGUUUCAAAAAUUUAAUAUUGGAAAAUUAAAAAUUAAAAAUUAAUAAUUCUUUUCUUCACAUUCUAAAACUCAAUAAUAAUUUUUCUUUACAGAUUAACCCCAAUCCUCAAAAAUCGUCACGAAAAAGUGCAGGAAAAUUGCAUUGAUCUGGUGGGAGCAAUCGCAGAUCGUGGCUCAGAAUUCGUGUCAGCUCGCGAAUGGAUGCGCAUCUGUUUCGAAUUAUUGGAACUCCUCAAAGCGCACAAGAAAAGUAUCCGAAGAGCCGCAAUCAAUACUUUUGGAUUCAUCGCAAAAGCCAUCGGACCACACGAUGUUUUGGCAACACUUUUGAAUAAUUUGAAAGUUCAGGAAAGACAAUUGAGAGUUUGUACAACUGUUGCGAUUGCGAUUGUUAGUGAAACUUGUGCGCCGUUUACUGUGCUGCCAGCAAUUAUGAAUGAAUAUCGAGUGCCCGAGAUUAAUGUGCAAAAUGGUGUGCUCAAAGCAUUGUCUUUCAUGUUUGAAUAUAUUGGAGAAAUGGCAAAGGAUUAUAUUUAUGCUGUUGUUCCACUUUUGAUUGAUGCGUUGAUGGAAAGAGAUCAGGUUCAUCGGCAAAUUGCGGUGGAUGCGGUGGCACAUUUGAGCUUGGGUAAGGAAUUUUGAUUAUUUUCAGUUGAAGAAAUUUGAAUUUUCAAGUUCUUGGGAAAAUUUUGAAUUUUUUGAGCCUAAAUUUGAUUAUUGAAAAUUUCUGAAAAUUUUUGGAUUUUCUUUAAGCCUUUAAAAUUUUAAGCUUCCAAAUUUCUAGCUGAAACUCGUUCUAGAUAAAAAUUUUGUGCUGAAAAUCAUGAAAAACUCGAUUUUCAGCGUUUUCAGCACAAAAUUUUAGUCUAGAAAUUUGUUUUUGCUAAAAACUGAUAUUUUGAGCCCUGAAAUUCUGGCUGAAAAUUAUGAAUUUUCAGAACUUUUUUGAAUUAAAAUUUUGUGCUGAAAAUCAAGAGAAUAUGAUUUUCCAACGAUUUUCAGCGUUUUCAGCACUAAAUCUUAAUCUAGAAAAGUUCUGAAAAUUCAUAGAUUUGAGCUUGGGUAAGGUAUUUUUUGAACCUGAAUUUGAUUGAAGAAACUUGGGGAAAUUUUGAAUUUUUGAAAAAAAUUUGAAUUAUAAAGUAAAAGCACAAAAGUAAUGGCUGAAAAUCAUGAAAAAGUCGAUUUUCAGCUUUUUCAGCAUUUUCAGCACUGAAUUUCAGUCUCGAAAUGUUUUUUAUUAAAAACCCCGAAAUUUCGUGCUGAAAAUCAAUAUUUUCUUGAUUUUCAGCACAAAAUUUUAGUCUAGAAAUUUGUGUUUGCUAAAAAACUGAUAUUUUGAGCCCUGAAAUUCUGGCUGAAAAUUAUGAAUUUUCAGAACUUUUUUGAAUUAAAAUUUUGUGCUGAAAAUCAAGAGAAUAUUGAUUUUCAGCACGAAAUUUCGGGGUUUUCAGCACUAAAUCUUAAUCUAGAAAAGUUCUGAAAAUCCAUUAUUUUCAGUCAGAAAUCUUGGGCUCAAAAUAUUGAAUUUUGAAUAUUUUUCAAGCAAAAACCAUUCUGAACUGAAAUUUAGUGCUGAAAAUCACAAUUUUCUCACAAAAAUCUCCUCUUUUUUCCAGGUGUUUAUGGUUUCGGUUGUGAAGACGCGCUUAUUCAUUUGCUCAAUUUCGUCUGGCCAAAUAUGCUCGAAAAUUCGCCGCAUUUGAUUCAAAGAUGGGUUUUUGCGUGUGAAGGAAUGAGAGUUUCGCUUGGACCGAUUAAGGUGAGAAAUUUUGGGGAUUUUUGGGUCUGGAAAAUUUCACUGUUUCAAAAAUGUUAUAUAGGUUUUAUGAUUGAAUUUUUAAUGAUAAUAUACGGGGAAAAACAGGCCAAAUUAGCAAUUUUUGAAUGAAAAAUGGGCUUCUUUAGGCUUUGAAAAAUCUGAAAUUUAUAGAAAAAUUUUCUGUUUUUACUGAAAAAUAUCACUGUUUCAAAAAUGUUAUAGUUUUUAUUAGCAAAUUUUGAAUUAUUGAAAACAUCGUAAUUUUUGAAAAAAAGCUUGAUUUGUAUAAAAAAAAAUGUGUAUUUUUAAGCCUAUACACUAUUUUAGGGGAAAAUUAGCAUUCCAGAUAUUUUUUGACUGAAAAAUAGACAAAUUUAGGUAUUUUUAAUGAAAAAUUUGCCUAGGCUUGUUUAGACUCAAAAAAUCUGAAAUUUUCUGAAAAAUUAUAUAUAAAAAAUAUCACUGUUUCACAAUUUUUUGAAAAUAAAUUACUGGAUUAAAUUUUUAAUAAUUCGAUUAAUCAUGAUCUCAUACAAAUUUUUACUGUUUCAGGAAUUCUCAAAAAGUAUAAAUAAUUAAUUUUAAUUAAUAAAUCGAACUUUAUAUUUUUGAAAAAUUCUGAAAAAUUCUUGGAAACAAAAAAUUGUGAAUUUUUGAGCUCUGAAAAUCGAAAUUUAAUCUAUUUUUUCUUCGAAAAACGUGGAUUUUCUGUUCCGAAUGCUCACCGUAAUUUAUCCAAAAAAAAUCACUGUUUCAAAAAUUUCUUAUUAAUUUUUGGGAUUGAAUUGUGAAUAAUAAUAACUUUAUUUUUGUUCUAAAAAAACGACCUGAAAAAAACUCUGAAAAAAAUUUGUAUGAAAAAACAUGGAUUUUUUGUGCCCAAGUCUCUCCAAAAAAUAUCACUGUUUCAAAAUUUCUCUAUAAUUUUUAUUAAAUUGUGAAUUGAGGUUCUAUAUUCUAUACAAAACAUCACAUUUUCAGACCAGUGUUCUACCAAAAUUCUCUCAGACCUUUUUUUUCAUCAAAAAAAAUUUCACUGUUUCAAAAUAUAUUUAUAAUUUUUGGUGUCAAAAUGUAUCCAUUAUUCAAAAAUUUUCUCUAUAAAAAUCACUGUUUCAGAAAUUUUUCGAAUAAAAAAUGCUGAUAUGAUUGCUGAUAAAAAUGCUGAUAUUUCAAUGAUGCAUCUAAAAUCAGUGGAUUUAUAUUCAGUAGAAAAAACACUUUCGAAAAUGUAUUAAAAUUCAAAAAAUUCCAAUUGAGCCAUGAAAAAUUUAAUUUUUUUUUCAAUUUUCUAAAAAAAAUUCACUGUUUCAAAAUUUUUUUAAUAAUUUUUGGGAUUAAAUUGUGAUUUCAGUUAUAUUUAAUUUUAGUUAUAUUUUUUUAUAACCUAUAGAAAUUUCUUAGUUUCAGAUUUUUUGAUAUUUUUUACAUUCAGGAUUUUUUUCUAUCAAAAUUUCAAUUUCCAUGUUUUCAGACCCUUUUUUUCAUCAAAAAAAUCUCACUGUUUCAAAAUAUAUUUAUAAUUUUUGGGGUCAAAAUGUAUCCAUUAUUCAAUCGGAUGAAGAGACCCCGUAAAAAUCCAAAAAACUUUAAAAAGUGUAUAAAAAUUCAGAAAAAAAUUUCACUGUUUCAAAAUAUAUUUAUAAUUUUUCGGGUCAAAGUGUAGAUGAUAUAUAACUUAAGUUAAUAAUUAUUGAUCCAAAAAAAUUCAAAAAAUCAUAUUUUUCUCUAUGAAAAUUUCACUGUUUCAGAAAUUUUUCGAAUAAAAAUGAGAAAAAAAAACACUUUCAAAAGUGUAUAAAAAUUCCAAAAAAAAUUCACUGUUUCAAAAUAUCUUAAUAAUUUAUCUGAUCAAAUUGAAAGCGAUAAAUCAAGUGUAAAUAAGCCCAAAAAAAUGCCCACCCAUUCCAAAUCUUAUAUUUCUUGCAGGUUCUUCAAUACACCCUCCAAGCUCUUUGGCAUCCAGCCAGAAAAGUUCGUGAGCCCGUCUGGAAAGUGUUCAACAAUUUGAUUCUUGGCUCAGCUGACGCGAUUGUUGCUGGAUAUCCGAGAAUUGAAAAUACGGAAACAAAUGAAUAUUUGAGAUAUGAAUUAGAUUAUCAAUUAUAA
Molecule: messenger RNA, 11942 nt
Organism: Caenorhabditis angaria
Lineage: Eukaryota; Metazoa; Nematoda; Chromadorea; Rhabditida; Rhabditidae
Source: the annotation of a GenBank genome assembly